CUGGGACAAGUGUUUUGUACGUUGGGGGAGAUUGUUGGUUCACAGGGAAGUCGCUUGGAGAAGCCAAUAGUAGGAAUUCCUGGGAGGAAAUGUGGUACAAUCAUACUUACAGCUGAGGAAUUAAACUGUUGCAGGGAUGCUGUUUUGAUGCAAUUUUGUGCAAACAAAUUGGACAAGAAGGAUUUCUUUGGAAAAUCAGAUCCUUUUCUUGUAUUUUAUCGAAGUAAUGAAGAUGGCAGUUUUACAAUUUGUCAUAAAACAGAAGUUGUCAAAAACACUCUAAAUCCCGUGUGGCAAGCAUUCAAGAUCUCAGUCAGAGCCUUGUGUAAUGGAGAUUAUGACAGAACAAUCAAAAUAGAGGUAUAUGACUGGGAUAGAGAUGGGAGUCAUGAUUUCAUUGGUGAAUUUACAACAAGCUACAGGGAACUUUCUAGAGGCCAGUCACAAUUCAACGUAUAUGAGGUGGUGAAUCCCAAAAAGAAAGGAAAAAAGAAAAAAUAUGUUAAUUCUGGAACAGUAACUUUACUUUCUUUCUUGGUAGAAACAGAAGUUUCAUUCCUUGACUACAUUAAGGGAGGAACACAAAUCAACUUCACAGUGGCUAUUGAUUUUACAGCAUCAAAUGGCAACCCUGCCCAGCCCACUUCUCUCCACUACAUGAAUCCUUACCAACUGAACGCCUAUGGUAUGGCAUUGAAAGCUGUUGGAGAAAUCGUUCAAGACUAUGACAGUGAUAAGAUGUUCCCAGCUCUAGGUUUUGGUGCAAAAUUGCCCCCAGAUGGAAGGAUAUCUCAUGAAUUUGCUUUGAAUGGCAACCCUCAAAAUCCUUACUGUGAUGGCAUUGAAGGGGUCAUGGAAGCUUAUUAUAGAAGUCUGAAAUCUGUACAGUUGUAUGGGCCAACCAACUUUGCUCCGGUAAUUAAUCAUGUAGCAAGAUAUGCUUCUUCUGUGAAGGAUGGCUCCCAGUAUUUUGUGCUCUUGAUUGUGACAGAUGGUGUUAUCUCAGAUAUGGCCCAAACUAAGGAGUCCAUAGUUAAUGCCUCAAAACUUCCAAUGUCAAUAAUUAUAGUUGGUGUUGGACCAGCAGAAUUUGAUGCAAUGGUUGAAUUGGAUGGGGAUGAUGUAAGAGUCUCCUCCAGAGGAAAAUAUGCUGAAAGGGACAUUGUGCAGUUUGUGCCAUUCCGGGAUUAUAUCGACAGAAGCGGAAAUCACAUACUGAGCAUGGCCAGGCUGGCUAAAGACGUCCUAGCUGAGAUCCCCGAGCAAUUUCUCUCCUAUAUGAGGGCCCGAGGAAUCAAGCCAUCACCUGCGCCUCCCCCGUACACGCCCCCUACACACAUGUUGCAGACACAAAUAUGACUGUGCUUUCAGAUGCUAAUGUUAACUCCACGUCAGUCAGAACUGCUGAGUCGAUGCUUUGCGCCUGGUGCUCUGAUGUGAACCAGGGAAUGAGAUUCUUUUCUCAGUUUGAUUUCAGCAGUACUAGUAAAUGUGCUUUCUUGGAUCCAAAAUUAAUUCUCUUCCUAAACCAAAACUGUAAAUAUGGUUGUUGCAUGAGCAACAGAAAAAGUGUUUAAAUCCUUGAAGCAAAGUAUGGAUGUCUUCUCUGAAUCUUUCAUUUUUUGUUUUGACCUAUUAGCUAAUUUCCAAUAUAUUGUUGGGAAAAAGCACAAGCUAUGUUUUUAAUUCAAAUAUUGUCCUUGACUGCUGUAUGUAUAGGAGCAGUCUCUGUAUCAAUGUUUACAUGUUACUACUUUUUAAAUUUCAAUACUUUUAUAACUAUUCUUAAGAAUAAGAGUUUUGAAUAUUGAAUCCUUUGUCUUCUAAAUUGCAAUAGCGAUAAUCACACAAGAGCAAUAUCUCUUUGAAUGACUGUCUGGACAAAUAAAAUUGCAAAUAAGGGAAGAGAAAGACACUUUCAUAUUUCUCGGCAACUGAAUUGUCUUAAGAAGACACAUCUGCUUACUGAUUAAUUUCUCUGCCAUGAUUGCCAAGUAUGAGAAUUUAAACUUAGCAGAUGUGCGUCCUCUAAGAACAUGCAUUUUUCAUGGAGUUUGGGUUCUACAUUUGGACCACAAUUGUUUUAUGUUUUGUAAUGCUACGUAGAAGUAUUAAAAAUUCAAACAUCGUGAACUGUAAAUGCACCAAAAAUACUUUGUAAAAAGUAGCAUACUUAUAUUAUAAUGCUAUUUAGAAAGACUAAACCCAAGAAUAUUUAACUAUGAAUCAUGUAGCAGAUGUUUUAAACUUUUUAUUCCAUUAUAUUUUGUCUAGAUAUUUUAAUUCAAAGGGAUACUGGCUCUCUUGAUUGGGAUUCCUUGUUAUCAUCAUUCCACUUUGCCACGCAGAGGGCACAGGCUGGAGUCUUUUGUGAAAUUCCCAGUUCAAUAUAAACAACUAUGUGACUUAGUGCACAACACAUUUGUGAAAUAAUCUACUCCAAUAUACUGAUCUGCCUGUCCACUAUUAAUUGUAAAGAGUUUUUGCAUGUACAGUUUUUACAAGAAUUACAGUUUUGUGAAGUUGUGUCUAAGUUAAAGCAUUUCUUUAGAACAAAUGGCCUUAAAUUCUCACAGAAUUCCUGGAAAUGAUUUUGAAUUGCCUUCAAAAAUAGAAAAGUGUAUUUUUUUUUCUUUUUGUGUCGACAGUGUAAGUGCUUUAAAAUAUUUUUUCCUUACCUGUGCCCUAUUUACUACUUAGUUUAUUUCUACUAUAUGUUGUUCUCUUUGUCUCAACUUGGCUUAGGGUGACUUUUAUAAGCAUGAAACUAUUUUACCUAAAAAAAUGCAUACAUCCACAUAUCUAACUGAAUCAAUAUUACAUAAUUGUAUUACUUAAUUGUCCAUUUUUAAGUAUGUAUUAAAAUCUUUAAAU
Messenger RNA from Castor canadensis (American beaver), 2874 nucleotides. NCBI's taxonomy places the organism in Eukaryota, Metazoa, Chordata, Mammalia, Rodentia, Castoridae. The record is from RefSeq and is a predicted model, not a curated record.